Messenger RNA from Tribolium madens (black flour beetle), 2526 nucleotides. RefSeq names its product centrobin-like. The record is from RefSeq and is a predicted model, not a curated record. Bases 189 to 2429 code for a protein of 746 amino acids. The transcript is spliced from 7 exons. Gene Ontology annotation, cellular component: centrosome; centriole. Lineage: Eukaryota; Metazoa; Arthropoda; Insecta; Coleoptera; Tenebrionidae. Gene Ontology annotation, biological process: centriole replication; mitotic cytokinetic process; regulation of cilium assembly.
UUGUUGACAAACAAGUCAAACUUGUUUGUUUGAAUCAAAGAUUGUGGCGUUUCUCCUGUUGUUUCACCAAAAACCGUUUCAAAUAACCUUUCCUGUGAUGCCUUUCCUUGGUUAGAGCCCUUCGUCGUGUGGUUCCUCGUCCUACACUUAGGUUAUGUUUGACCUUUUGCGAGCCCCCAUUGUAAGUAAUGAGCGACACAGAUGACACCGAUGAGCUUCUCUUAAUACCACCCGAUUUUUUCACUUCAAAUCCCGCCCUUAACCCUGAUAGCCUCGGUCCUUAUUACAGAGUUGUGGACGGUUUGAUAACCCAAGUGAAUCACUUGGAAAAUCGGCUGAGUUUCAUCGAAAGUUCGUCCGAGUUUAGUCUUAGUCUAAUUAGUGAUUCACCGGAAAUGUAUUCGCCUUCCCGGUUUCGCAAAUUUAUGGGUGAGGAUGGGGGCAAAACGACUUCGACCCAGAGUACCCCCCAGAAGCCGCGGACGAAAUUCACACUAAAUUCGUUGCCAAAUAGCCCCGAUAUCGAACAUUUGAAAAAGACAGCCUUGAACAAGGCAAAAAAAUCGGAAUGCAAUCCAAUGUUGGGUGAAAUUGAUAAUUUCUUGUCAAAUGUCAAGUUUAUUAAGCGUUUAAAUACAGUGAGGAACCUUGAAAGUGACUUUAAUUCCGUGGAUGGGGUUGCAAAAAAUCUAGAUAUGGGGCAAGUCAAUGAAAUGCUGAGAGAAAUUGAAUUACAAGAGAAAAAUGAGAAGCCCUGUGUUAAAGAGAAGGUGUGGCAAACUGGGGACAACGUGGGGGCUGUCCCUGACUACGGGUUAGGGAUGAGGAACAAUAUGUACACAGAGGGGAGAAAAACCUUCCCUGGUGGAGACUCAAUCACGGAAAGGAACGAAUCUGAGAGCUCAGAUUCGACACAAGCAACGGCUUUUGAAAAAUUCAAAUAUGAUUGCAAUUUAGGGUUAGUGAGUUUGUCCAAAUUGUGGAAUUCGAACGAUGUGAGGGACCUUCCGAGCAAAUUCCAGCAGAAAUUGCAAGAAGAAAGGCUACGAAGACAGAACUGCAGAUUGAAACGCAGACGCCGUUGCUGUUCAUACAUGAAACAUUGCGAACAAGCAAUCCAAGAAUUGCAAAAUCGCGUAUUAGAAUUGCAAGAACGCGUAGCUGUCGCGAUCCAAGUCGACGAAGCUAAAGAUAAAGCGAUUUUACGUUUUCAUGAAUCUUGGGAAAAAGCCGGGGUUAAAUUACAAGACAUAGAAAAACAGAAAGAAAAAUUAGAAGAGGAGGUUGAUAAAUUGAGGAGGAAAUUAAAUGAGGACAGUGAUGAAACGAAUCAGAAAAUCACCCAUUAUGAAAAAGAGGCUUCUCUGGCACUUAAUAUAGCCCACAGUACUCAAGAUAAAUUAGUAGUUUUAGAAAAACGCUGUCAGCAAUUGGAAAAUGAGCUAAAAACGGCUGAAAUAAAUUCGGAAGAAUUUCAGCAGAAGUAUUUACAAGAAAUGGAAAAGAACAAACAUUAUCCUGAAAUUUUAGCGUCGAAAGAUCUUGAACUUAAUGACUGUAAGUCGGUUUUAGCAGAGGCAAGAAAAGAAAUCACUCAAAGCAAAAAAGCUAUCGAAACGUGUCAAUCUGAACUUUCAUCAAUGAAAAACGAAAAUGAGUCUUUACAUUCUAAACUAAACACCGAAAAGGAAAAUAAUAAACGACUCACAGAACAAAAAAAUAAAUUAUUAGAGGAAAUCACUGCUCACAAAAGUAUCACGCGCGGUCUUCAGGACGAAUUAAGCAAAAGUCGGGAACAACUCGAGACUAACAAACUCGAGCUGAAAAAUUUCUACCAAGGCCAAGUGGAACUCGUGGUUCAGAGCAAACUCAAAGAGUUCCAAAAGCAGCUCGACGACGCCGAAAAAGCCCUAAAAGAGGAGCUUUCACGCAAGGAACUAUCAAUCGCCAAAACAGCAGCGUCUCACAUCCAACAAAUUUCCGAUAAACACAGUUUGGAGGUUAAACUCAUCGAGGAGAAACACCAAGAAGAAUGCCGGUUGUACCAACUCCAAAUCACGCAAUUGCGACAUGAAUUGGACGAAUCUAACCUCAAAAUUAAGCGACAACACGAGAAACACGUCCAUAUUGAACGACAACUUCAUAAAUUCAUGGAGAGUUUACGACAAGACCACGUGACAACGCUUGAUGAAAUGAAUUCGUUUCGGUCGAAAUCUUUGGAGGAGAUUUUGUCGUUCAAUAUGGCGGAGGAGGAGGAGAAAAUGGGGGAAACACCGGUUUCGAGUCGGCCGGAAAAGGGCACGAGACGCAAAGACGGGAUACAGGAAACGAUUCAGAUGUUGUUGGAUAGAAAAGGACAAGGCGAUGAGGGGUAUAAUGUAACCAAGGAGAAAAUGCGGGAUAUGAAAGGCAAACCACCCUGGAAGUGACUGAAAUGACUCUAUUUACGUGACUUUAUAUUCUAUUUAUUUAUUUUGUAAUAAAUUAUUGUUUUUUUAUUUUUAAUAAAUGAGUUUUAUCACCGAA